UAGGGGUGUGUGUCAUAGCGCUGGCGUUGGACUCCAAGGCCACGACUCAAUGCCCGCCCGCAUUGCCAGCAUCUCCAGUGCAAAUUCUCUUUGCUGCUGCUGCUACUGCGCCAGCCAGCCAGCCACACUCGCAACCAUCUUGCUCCGGUUUUUAUGCCACCCCACUUCGCAUUUCCGGGCCCAUUUUGGCUGCAAUUCUAGUAUCGGAGGAAUGCAACGAGUGCGCGGUUGGGUCUCUGCGCCGCAGGCUGAUGAGCGCCAUGUGUCGUAGAGCGAAAACCGCAUCCAUCGUUGGCUGAUUUCGGGGCGAUCGGGUGAUCGUGUUUGGAUUGUCGGGAAGGGUGUGGUGGGUUUCGCGGUUGUGAGCUUUGACGGUGUCUGGCGACGAUGGGUGUCAUUGAAGGGGUUGCAGGUGGAGGGCUGUUUCGCGUAGUGUGCCAGCUGUAGGGGAGUGAGGAGAUCCACGGUGAAUUCUUCGCCUCAGUGGGAGUAUUACCAGCUGGCUCACGCGGUGAUUUCUUCAUUGUUUGUUCGUUUGUUUGUUGUUGUUGUCACUUUUUUUCUUUUCUUGGGGGGAAGGGGGUUUCGUUGGCGGUAUUUUCCCUUGAGACAGUGAAUGUGAGCAGGGCGAAAGUUGGCUGUCAUGGUCAAUACCUGGUCCCACCUGCAGCAUUGGUCGAUCACGCCUUACGAGAUGUCGCAUUGUAAUUCUCCAGGAGUAAAUGAGAUUGUUGGAGAGGUUUCUGGGAGGGAAUGUUGAGAGGGAGAGGGAGAGAGAGUGGGCGAGAGAAAGCGAGAGCGAGAGAGAAGAGGAAGAGAGGGAGAGAGAGAGAGAGAGAGAGAGAGAGAGAGAGCUGGAGGUUUUCUGAAGCUGCCUGCAUUCGUCUGAGUUCGCCUCACUCAUUAGAAUCUGUCCGAAUAUGCGUUCUGACUUUUCUGAACUUGGAUGAGCGGUGCGUGCAAUUGGGGGGAAAUGCAAUGUGGCUUCUGGAACCAUCAAACCCACGUUUUAUUUUUAGCCACAAGGCUGUAUUUUUCAAGAGUAGUGAAGCGUGUUCCCGGAGGAUGAAGCGAUUUAAAACCAUCGCCAAGACCUUCAAUUAGUCUUUGUAGGGCGUCAUCGGGGUGGCGGACUUUUAAGACAAGUGCUACUUUUGUAAUUUUUGGUUUCAAUUCAAUUUUUAGUUUCGAUAACCAGUGUUUCAUCGGAAAGAAUGACAGUGGUUUGUAAAGAAACAAGCCGAUGGUUGCUCUUAAGCUUAGAGGGACGCAGGCGGACCCCAGGAAGUCGGCCCCAAUGUACAUUUAGAGUGUGUGUAUCGUUUAUGUAAAUGUAGGAGGAUGUCAUCAUUGCUUGUCUCUUGACAUGCUAGUCUUAGAUUCCUUGAUAUUUCUAGGGGUGCAGCUGAGGUGGCAGUUGCGGCAAACAUAUUUUUGUUUUAGGGAAAUCAAAUCCAACUCUCCUUCUUCUGAGCGCCCGGGCGCGUCUUCCUGGAAGUACAGCUGCAACAUUAGUUGUGUUGCCUCAUUGGAAAGAACAACACAGAGGCAACAGUGAGGAAUUCGGAACUUCCAAUUCCCACUUCGAGAUAUCGGAUGAAUUAAAUCGCUUGGUUAGUCAACUGGAAUCUAGUCACGAGGCAUAUCAGACGUUAUCAUGCUCAUGAAAUGCGCAAAGGUCAUGCCGGUGGAGAUAUCCGAUUGCAGGGAUGUCCUGGUAGCUGAGGAUGAGGUUAUUGGUUUGCAGUCUGGAACGGCGUGGCUUCCUCAGAGGAGAGUGAUAGUGACUAGAGCUUGAAAAGCCGACACAAUGCCUUUGGUGCGGUAUGAAGUGCAGUCCGAGCACAGCUUGGCUAACCCCGAGCUUUACCGCACUGUGGGUCGAGAUGAUUCUGAGGGACUGCUUGAAGGAGUGGCCAUGGCGGGUCUUGUGGGAAUUGUCCGCCAGCUCGGUGACAUGGCUGAAUUCGCAGCUGAGAUUUUUCAGGAGCUUCAUGACGAAAUCAUGGCAAUUGGGAUACGAGGCCAAGAUUUGAAGGCCCGGGUGGGUCGUCUAGAGACUGAUCUGCCGGCUGUGGAGAAGACCUUGCUUUCGGAAUCUAGUCAGAUAGAUUUCGCGUACAGUAUACGAUCUAAAUGGCGGGCACCUCUGCCAAUAGACCAGAAUUGUUGUGCGCAAGGAGACCUCCCACGCUUCGUUCGAAACUUCUAUGACGACUGUCGAGGUCCACCUCGCCUGUUUCUUCUUGACAAGUUCGAUGAAGCUGGGCGAGGUGCGUGCGUGAAGAGGUAUACAGAUCCGACAUUUUUUAAGCUCACUUGGGCUGCCACGCAGCUAGAGAAAGCUGAACGAUUGCGGAGAGAACAAGAGUUUGAACUACAAAGAACAAACAGUGCAGAUGAGAAAAGCUUGAAUAAUGAAGGGUCGAAGAUUUAUAGAAGAGAACGAUUAUCGUCCGCUCUUUUCGAGAAUCUCGAAGGAUUCACAGGCGAUUUUACUCCCGAUCUGCGAUCAAGGCGCUUGGACCGGGUGCUUGAGCUUCCAACUGAGGGUGAUCUGACGCCCGACGGGCCACUCUCUCCCGAGGAACCUCGAUCACCGGAGCGCACAUUUCAGAAGCGGCCUGAAAUGCCUGAAAUAUCCGAAGGGCCUGUUCUGACCCCACUGAAGAUCAGUGUCAAAGACAUCGAGAAUCUAACGAUGGGACAUCGGAUUUCAACGCCCAACGACCCAAAGGAGCCAUCUUCGAACGAAGAGGAUGCAAGUAAUGACGAUUUCUUUGUAGAUGCGCUGACAACGAUGGGAUCGGACCCAGAUUCCGAGCCUGGCUCCCGAACCAGGUGGGAUGCCGAAGUCCAGAGCCACUUCGGUAUGGAGUCCGACCAGGAGAAAUUUCUAAAUCACUCGGUGCUGAAGGCACAUGUGGAAGCGCACCAUCAACCAUCGCCCGAAGGAUCUGACGAGUUGGACCAAAAAGACGGAUUCGGUCGUAGGCUUGGUGGUUACAAGCAGCCUGAAAGCCCUGGCGCGGGUACUGGCACAGUUCGUGAGUCGGAGGAUGCUGCUGAAAACGCUGCUGGAAGUUCUGGCGGUCAGCCUUCCGUUGAGGGCGAAGAGUCCCAGUCUGUCGAUGAAAGCAUCGCUAAUGAGUCGAUUACAAGUGAAGAAUCUGAUGCACGGAAUGAGCACGCAAGCAUCUCUGAGAAGGUGCCCGAGGGGUCUCUACUUCCUCUACAUCUCGAAAAGUUUCCUGAAAAACGUUAUGAUGAAUUUUCAAACAUUAUUCCUUCAAAACUUCCAGAAAAUCUUCUUGAAAAUCUUCCUAAUGGUAGUUCUGGUGAUCUUCUCAAAGAACUUUCAGAGACGUGCCCUGAUAAGCUUUCUUGUAUACCUCCAAAGAAGGUUCCUGAGAAGGUUGUUAAGAAUACUCCUAUUAAAGUUCCUGAGAAGCCUACCCUCGAAUCACAUGAGUCUAUAUCACUUCUAGAGGUCCGCAAAAUUUCAUCCAAGUCCAAAGAACAGCGAGCUUCUGUGGAGGUUACAGAACAAUUCCCUGGGUUGUACAAUCAUGAUCCACAUGCAGUGAAAGACGACCAGUUGGCGUUGGCUAAUGUUGAGCAGCCUAUAACGACUCCUAGAAGCCGUCGUCUCUGGGCAAAAGAUAAUGGUUCCCAGAUUCAAACUAGCAACAUUCUGGGUAAGGCCGACAUUGAUCACAGAGGUUUGUCUCUACGGUUCAAUGGUGGAUCAGAGUUGAAUAAUUUGCUCAGGGCUGGCAUACUGGGCGGUAGCGGCCAUUUUCAUGAGGAAUUAAGUUCAAACUCACAGCGUGCUCUCAUUCCUGAAGAGGAUCACUCUGUUCGAGUUUCUGAGCAAAGUGGCUACGAGUUGAUAUUACACCGACGUCAUCCUUCGUCUACUGGUUCAAGCCCCUACAGUCAUGUUUCAUCUUCCUCUGCGCAUGAGGAUGACGAUGGAGCGUCCAAGUCGUCAGCUAGCUCUUCUCCCAAGGGGCCAAAUUUUUGUGCAUUGUUGUCACCACCUGAGUCACCGCUAAGAGUGGCUCGUGGGUUGAUGGGUAGCCCUGUUGGUUUUAGUUCAAACACACACUUUUGUAGUAAAAGUCUUAACGAUCCUCCUGACAUCCCUUACCUCUCAAUUUCACCGACGGUUUCAAGAUCACUAUCGUUAAAUCUGGACCUUUCUUCAAGUGAGCGUGAUGAAUUGCUUCAGAAUUACCCUUCUGCUCAGCAGGCACCUCAGCUCAUAUCAUCACCUCAACGACGUACUAAUUCAAGCUCCUCGACUUCUCUGAUGAUUAAUGACCCUGCUGCGAGUUUGGCAAAAAACUUAGAUGAGCUCGAGAGCGUCCCUGUCACUGAUCCAAAGAGGACUAAAGAUAAUGGGGGUUUGCAUUUCGAAUCAAGUGGAAACCAGACUUCGACCCUCUCAAACUUAGCGUCAAGGCCAAGGACGUGGGUGGGUCGUUCAGAAUCCAACGUCGCAGCCACUUUGCGUGCAAUUCGGCAGGCUGCGGCAGUAGAAAAUGACCAAGAUGAUGACACAGCAAGGCUACAACGGAAAGCAUCCAUACAUGAAACGAACAAAGGUCCUGUGAGCGUUGACCUCCACAAAUGUCAGUUUUUUUACACCUCAAGGGAGAGAAUCGCAGGAGAUGUUGGACUGUAUCGACAGUUUUGGUUAAUUGGAAAACUCUCAAAAGCAUUCCUACAAGCACCAAAUGUUUUGCAAUACGUUAGAAACGAAAUUCUAAACGAAUUCGACUUAGAACUAAACUUCUGAUUGUGCUGCAACGAAUCGUCUACUUGGCCACUGCAGCAUACACCGUCCGCAGGAAUAAUGUAGUUCUUUUGAUGCAGCAAAAAGUAACAUUUCGUAUCAUUCCGUAGCUCAUACUCUUAAUUACCUCACAGUUUUCAUUAUUCAUGGACA
Molecule: messenger RNA, 4954 nt
Organism: Physcomitrium patens
Lineage: Eukaryota; Viridiplantae; Streptophyta; Bryopsida; Funariales; Funariaceae
Source: RefSeq, a predicted model, not a curated record